Messenger RNA from Morus notabilis, 1695 nucleotides. Its product is annotated as UV-B-induced protein At3g17800, chloroplastic. The transcript is spliced from 3 exons. NCBI's taxonomy places the organism in Eukaryota, Viridiplantae, Streptophyta, Magnoliopsida, Rosales, Moraceae. The record is from RefSeq and is a predicted model, not a curated record. The coding region runs from base 224 to 1441 and encodes 405 amino acids.
UCGGUUUCACUCAUCCCCAAUAUCCGGUCCAAGAUCAAAUCCCAACCAUUUCGUUUUGCUUUUCUGACUGCAAAUAAUAGCCAAUCAGAACUCAAAUUAUUGUCUCUAUGACGGACCAAAAGAAAAUCUUCACUACACGAAAGAAUAUUUAGCACCUUGUCCGCAGACAGAAAUUUCCCGGGAAACAAACAGCUUCUGCAGAGCGGUGAGAAAAGAAAAAAAAAUGCAGGUUUCAGGCGUAGUAAGCGACGUCUCGUUGGUAAUCCCUAAGGGCGGUGGUCUCAGAGGGCCAGAAUCCCGGCACUUUCAUUGUCAUUCGCUCUACGAUUCCAAGUCCUUCCUUUCUUCUGGUUUCUUCAGAAGCUGCCCUUCAUUUUACUUUCCCAAGCUUGGAAAUGCGUUGUACAAGUAUCGAGCAAAAGAUGUGACUGUGAGAGCGUCUGAACAUUCAAGUGGUAAUUUGGUGCCAUUUGCUCCUCUUCAAUUUGAAUCCCCUGUCGGUCAGCUUUUGUGCCAGAUUUUGCAAACACACCCACAUCUACUCCCUGUGGCCAUUGACCAGCAGCUCGAGAACCUUGAAACUGAUAGAGAUGCCCAGGAAAAGGAAGUUUCUUCUUCGCCUCAGGAUCUACUCUACAAGAGAAUAGCUGAAGUCAAAGAAAAGGACAGGCGGAACACAUUGGAAGAGAUAAUAUACUGCCUUGUUGCGUGGAAAUUUGUGGAGAAUAAUAUUUCAAUGAUACCGAAGAUUACAGAAAACUCGGAUCCUACUGGCCGGGUAGAUUUUUGGCCGCACCAAGAGCAGAAACUUGAAUCCGUUCAUUCUCCUGAAGCAUUUGAGAUGAUACAGAGUCACUUGUCUCUCGUACUAGGAGAGCGAGUUGUCGGGCCCCUUGAGACCACUGUUCAGAUCAGCAAAAUCAAACUCGGGAAGCUGUAUGCCGCUUCCAUAAUGUAUGGAUAUUUUCUCAAGAGAGUUGAUGAACGGUUUCAGCUUGAGAGAACCAUGAAAACGCUUCCUGAGCAUUUAGGUAAAGACCGAGAUAGUUUUGAGGAGCCAUCACCAGCAAACCGGCUAUGGGAUCCUGAUUCCUUGAUCAGGGUACCGCCAGAUGAUGAUGGUGGUGAUAUCAAUGAAGAUGGCAAGUCAUAUAGACUCAGAUCCUAUGUGAUGUACUUGGAUGCCGAAACUCUUCAAAGAUAUGCUACUAUAAGAUCCAAAGAAGCCAUUUCUUUGAUUGAGAAACAGACACAGGCUCUGUUCGGUAGGCCCGACAUUAAAAUCGCCGAAGAUGGUUCAAUUGAUACAUCAAACGAUGAACUGCUGUCAAUCACCUUCUCAGGGUUAACAAUGCUAGUCUUGGAGGCUGUUGCGUUUGGAUCUUUCUUAUGGGAUGCUGAAAGCUACGUUGAAUCCAGAUACCACUUUGUUAAGAGCUAAAGUUGUUAACUUCUUUGUAAAUUGUCUGUGCUGUGAGGCUGUAUAAAUGUCAAUUGUCUUCAGAAUGGUCCCGAGUAGUUUCUGGUGUAUACAAACUUAGGGAUACUUGAUUGUGGAAUCUCGUACUAUUCGAGAUGUGAAUUUAACGCUAGGCUAAGCCGCAGCUACACAAAAGUUUUGGUAACCUUUUAAGCCAUUUGCUUAUCAAUCAGAUCUACCACAAUAUUGGCAUGUUUACUUAAUAAAAUUGAGAA